AUGAGCAAGAAUGUGUUUUCAGUGGCUAUCAUCCCACUCUUACCCCUACCAUCAUCAACUUCACAACUUCACGCCACCAAAAUCUUCAGAACGAAGGAAAAGCACAUCCAAAAUCUCAACCGAAAGACCAAGAGCGACCUUGUCUCGUACCUUACCAAAGCCAAACGAGAUAAGAUCGACAACUGCGAGUGGCAAGUUGUCUGGAUCUACUGCCACGGUGAGGGGCGUACGACCUCUGGCGCCAAGAGUCCAAACUACAUUGCCUACCAGAAAAACAGCACUGGUCAAUGCCGAACACAACUUACUGUGCGAAACGGGGGAGUUACUUCCUUCUUAUCUGACAAUCGUGACGACAUCACGAUCGAGAUCAGCUGGGACGAUACGGUUCCCCUGAUGAAGAAUGUGUUGAAGAGGUAUCAGGAGAUGUUUGACGUUCUAGUAGAGAAAACCCCCUCGGAGCAGUAA
Molecule: messenger RNA, 465 nt
Organism: Fusarium pseudograminearum CS3096
Lineage: Eukaryota; Fungi; Ascomycota; Sordariomycetes; Hypocreales; Nectriaceae
Exons: 3
Coding region: 1-465 (154 amino acids)
Source: RefSeq, a predicted model, not a curated record